ACAGAAGAUGACUCAUCUGCUUCAGAAACACAUUUAUGGCUGUGCUUGGCUCGUUAUUCCAGGAGUUUAAGGGUAGUAAUAUGAGGUAUUGCAUUAAUUGUUGCAUCCAUUUAUUACCAUUACCAAAUGACUUGCACAGACAGUGCUUCAGAUGCUGUGGACCUAAUUAUCAUAACCAGAAGUGUCCUGUCUGCAAAGGAGAAAACAGGAUCCCUCUGUACACCGACAGCAAGCAGAUGAAGCUGCUUGCAGUGUUGGAAGUAAGGACUGAUCACAGGGAAAGCUGGAAUGGAUUUUUCUGCUUGAGGAAGGGGAAGCUAUGCAGCUUAAUAUUUGGGCUGAUUAUAAUGACUCUAGUGAUGGCAUCCUACAUACUGACUGGGGCCAAGUACGGCCUGUUGUUAAUACCAUCUCCCUUCCAUUACGGAGCUUUUGCUAGCAAUCCCAGCCUAAUGGACAAUGAAAGCCUUAGUGACAUGAAAGACCAUUACCAGCCUUCUAAAAUGAAUGUUUCAUAUGUGAAGGAUUAUCCCAGCAUUAAAUUAAUUAUUGACACUAUUACUUCAAAGAUAGAGUUUAUGACAAGACAGCGCCCUGAUUUGGAAGAGCUGAGGAAACAGGAGCCACAUAUGUUUUCAGUCAUUCCUACUAAAUUCCUUCCAAACAGCAAGAAUCCUUGCUGGUAUGCAGAGUACAGAGGGAACACCACCACAGACCCUUACUCAACCAACUCCUAUGCACUGUAUUCCAAGCGCUUUCGGCUGAUAUUCGAUUACCUCAGGAAGGUGUUCUGGAACCACCUGUACCACUACAAGGGCAGGCACUACCGCCUGCGCUGCCUGCCCCACUUCUACAUCAUCGGCCAGCCCAAGUGUGGCACCACAGACCUCUACGACCGCCUCAGGCUGCACCCUGAGGUUCGCUUCUCGGCCAGCAAGGAGCCGCACUGGUGGACGCGGAAGCGGUUUGGGAUCAUUCGCCUGAGGGACGGCUUCCACGAUCGCUACCCCGUGGAGGAUUACCUGGACCUGUUCGACCUGGCAGCACACCAGAUCCAGGGGGUGCUGCAGAGCGGAGCAGCCAAGGAGCACGGCGCCGUCAGCAACAUCAUCAUCGGGGAGGCCAGUGCCUCGACCAUGUGGGACAACAACGCUUGGAUUUUUUUUUAUGACAACAGCACUGAAGGAGAACCUCCCUUCUUAAUCCAGGAUUUCAUCCAUGCCUUCCAACCAAAUGCCAAACUCAUCAUCAUGUUAAGAGACCCUGUUGAAAGGCUGUACUCCGAUUAUCUCUACUUUGCAAGUGCCAACAAAUCUGCAGAAGACUUUCACGAGAAGGUGUCAGAGUCCCUGCAGCUGUUUGAAAGCUGCAUGCUGGCUUUCUCCCUGCGAGCCUGCGUCUACAACAACAGCCUCAACAACGCCAUGCCCGUGAGGCUCCAGGUGGGACUCUAUGUCGUGUAUCUUUUGGACUGGCUGACAGUGUUUGACAAAGAUCAGAUCCUCGUUCUUCGCUUGGAGGACCAUGCUUCAAAUAUGAGGUACACCAUGCACAUGGUGUUCCAGUUCUUGGAUCUGGGACCACUAAGUGAGAAGCAAGAAGCUCUGAUUACAAAGAGUCCUGCAUCCAACACCAGGCGACCUGAAGACAGGAACCUGGGACCUAUGCUGCCAACAACGAAGGCAAUCCUAAGAGAUUUCUAUAGGCCUUUUAAUACAAAACUGGCACAAGUUCUUUUUGAUGAUGCUUUUUUAUGGAAGAGGACAUGAGCUGUACAUUUCUUGUCACAAAUACAGUGCUUAAAGGAGUUUUUAUUUUUUUAAAUUCUAUUUUUGUGUGUGGAUAUUUACAUUUUUCCCAUUCCAAAGAAAAGCCGAGUGGUGAGCUGAGACUCUCACCUUCAGUCAGCACACUUCAUGACAGUUACACCACAGUCUCCUGAUGAGAAUGUAAAGCAUCUUGCAUCUCAGCUCGUUACAACUUCUUUUACCCCUGGCAAAGGAGUGGAGUGGGGAAGCAUUGGUGCAGUGAUGAUGUCCUACACUCUCCAUGGGGAUGCUGAAGUUUAACCUUCUCUAAGAUGCUGCAGCACAGAACUAGCAUCAGCCUCUUCCAGUUACACU
Messenger RNA from Indicator indicator, 2123 nucleotides. RefSeq names its product carbohydrate sulfotransferase 15 (gene CHST15). Gene Ontology annotation, biological process: hexose biosynthetic process. The record is from RefSeq and is a predicted model, not a curated record. The transcript has 7 exons. Gene Ontology annotation, molecular function: N-acetylgalactosamine 4-sulfate 6-O-sulfotransferase activity. The coding region runs from base 36 to 1769 and encodes 577 amino acids. Lineage: Eukaryota; Metazoa; Chordata; Aves; Piciformes; Indicatoridae.